This is a messenger RNA of Rhizopus microsporus ATCC 52813, 1833 nucleotides long. RefSeq lists its product as uncharacterized. Lineage: Eukaryota; Fungi; Mucoromycota; Mucoromycetes; Mucorales; Rhizopodaceae. The transcript is spliced from 4 exons. Gene Ontology annotation, molecular function: protein binding. The record is from RefSeq and is a predicted model, not a curated record. The coding region runs from base 113 to 1444 and encodes 443 amino acids.
CUUUUAUUGAUAUUCAUUCAUCAACUUUUUUCUUUUAAAACCCAUUUUUAUGCGCUUGUGUGUGCGGGAGCUUGUGUGAGAGAGCGUGUGUUCUGCAUGUCUAUUUAUUCCUAUGCUUGAUUGCUCUUUUCCUUCUUCUUUCUUUCACUUUUCCCUCAUGUCUUUGGAAGAAUACUAUCAAAGCUUUCCUCUUCCGCCUCUACCUGCUUCUACGCAACGCUAUCAGAAAUACCAAAAGACAAAAAUACAUUAUGACCUUGAACAGACUAUCACCGAAGUAGAGGUUAUCGCUAUUCAAGAAAAGUUAAAAACAGCCAUGGAUAAAAUAGUACAAGACUGGGCAGAGAGACACGAUAGUUUAGUGGAUGCUCUAAAUGCAUCAGAACGCAUGAAGAGAGGCCUUGUUGAAAAAUAUAAUAACCAAUUACAGAGAUAUCAAAGGACAGUCAAAGAAAUGCACUUUUACAAAACAAGCUACGACCAGUUACUUCUGCGACGACAUUCCCUGUUAAGCUCUAGCUGUAGUUAUAGGCCCGGAAGAAGUCUCAAAAAAGAUUACUGCUCGCUACCAAGGCUUACGUCCCCUUUCUCGACAUCUUUGGCUCCCGUAAAUGAAGUUGUUGAGGCGGCACUCUCCCGGGACCAGUUGAAGGACAAAGAAAUUGACCUGAUGGACUUUGAUUCUGACCUCUCUGAUAUCAUUAACCACUCUUCUACCAUUUCCGAGUGUGAUGGUUCACUUCAAUCACAAGACGACAAACAUACUGAAAGCUCAAGAAUAAAGGAAUAUAGCAAAGAAAAAGAUGCAAUGACCGAAAAUAAUGAAGAAAAUAGUGAAAAUGAAAAAGAAAUUGCUUCGAGAAAUAAUGAAAAUAACAACGAUAAUAAUAAUAAUAAUACCAACAAUAACAAUAUCAAUAAUAAUACGCGCUCAUUGGACCCGAUUGAAGAAACAAAAGUACUCAAGUUUGCUUGUGGUGAUGGUUUUUGGAAUACGAUCGCGAACGGUAAAGCAAACAAGGAAGAAGUCGUUCAAACUGUCAUGAAUUACUUGCGUCGCGGGGGUAACCCGAAUGUCGCCAAAAACUCAGACACAGUCAAGAGAGUCAAAGAAGGCUACAGUCUGGUUCAUGCAUUAGUUGCUAUAAAGAAUACGGCUGCAUUACAAAGUGUACUUUUAACUGGUGCAAAGCCCAAUGUGUUCCCGUUGACGGAUAAUCCAAAAGACAAGGUUACCCCCUUAGUGUUGGCAGCUCAGCUGGGUUACUUGAAUGGCGUCAGGCUGCUGAUCGAGCAGGCUGGGGUGGAUAUAACGAAUAGCUAUGGCCCAUCUGGCGAAAAUGCGUUACACGCAGCUGUUCAAAGAAGCUCGACACUGCUGGCGCAACUCCUCUACAUUAUGCAUGUUCUGCAGGAAAAUCCGAGUUUGUCACUCUUUUGGUGAAAGGCUAUGAUGCCAAGAUGGAUGCUCAAGAUUCUAAAGGGGAAACACCGCUUCAUUAUGCUAUACGUCAUCGUCAGUUACAAGUCGUGACAACCUUGAUUCGACUAGGCGCUGAUCCAAACGCAUGUAUUCUUAAGAAAACAUCUACUCCUCUUGACUUGGCUAAAUCUAAAGGCUAUAAGCUUAUUGUUGACUAUCUCAAGCAGGUUGGGGGCAAGACAACAAAAGAAAUUGAAAAAAAGAGGAUAUCUAUCGUUAGUAGUAAUACCAGUACGUUCAGCAGUGAAAGUUAUGGUAGUAAUGAUACCAACUCUUCUUCUUCAGGUUCCAUCAAAAAGUUUUUCCAUGUAAAGACAACUAAGCUAUUGAAGGGAAAAUAAAAUUUUAUU